GACUCGCGGCCGCCGCCCCGUCAUUUUGAGCCGAGCCCUAGGCGCUGGCAGCUCCAGCCUCCCGGAGCCCGGCGGGGCUGGGCUUCCCGGCGCCGGUGCUCGCCCGCUGCUUCGCGGUUCCGCUGUUCCGGCCGCCGGGAGCCGCUGUCGUGUUGCCGCAGAGACCCCGACGCCGCCGGCCCGCGGAACCAAUGAGAACUCCGCCGCUUCCGCUGGCGCUCUCAGUGCUGUGGCUGCUCGUCUUAGGCUCAGGCCAUUAUGCAGCUGGGUUGGAACUCAAUGACACCAGCUCUCGGAAAGGAGAACCGUCCUCUGGGGACCACAGUGCUGGUGGACUUGUGGUUUCUGAGGUCUCUACCAUAAGCGAAAUGCCUUCUGGCAGUGAACUCUCCACAGGGGACUAUGACUACUCGGAGGAGUAUGAUAACGAACCACAAAUAUCCGGCUAUAUUGUGGACGACUCAGUCAGAGUUGAACAGGUGAUUAAGCCUAAGGAAAACAAGACGGAAGGAGAAAAGUCUUCAGAAAAACCCAAAAGAAAGAAAAAGGGAGGCAAAGGCGGAAAAGGCAGAAGAAACCGGAAGAAGAAAAAGAAUCCGUGUGCCGCCAAGUUUCAGAACUUCUGCAUUCAUGGUGAAUGCAGAUACAUCGAGAACCUGGAGGUGGUGACCUGCCAUUGUCAUCAGGAUUACUUUGGCGAACGGUGUGGAGAAAAAACCAUGAAGACUCAGAAGAAGGAUGACAACGACCUAUCCAAGAUCGCGUUAGCAGCCAUAAUUGUCUUUGUCUCCGCCAUAAGCAUCGCAGCUAUUGGCAUCAUUACCGCCAUCCUGUAAGUACAGCUUCGGAAACGAUUCUUCAGGGGAUAUGAAGAAGCAGAAGAAAGAAGGAGGCUGCGGCAAGAAAACGGGACUGCACAUGCCAUAGCCUAGCUGAUGACAAUUCAGGUUUGGCCUUUAAACUUCAUCUCCCAGUUAGAGACUAUAAUUUUGAAAACGAAAACAAAGCUCAAGGCAAAAGGAAGAAUCCAUUCUUAGUUUCGAGUGCACAUGGAUAGCUGUUUUAGGGAAAUGUUAUUCUUUG
This is a messenger RNA of Rattus rattus (black rat), 1083 nucleotides long. RefSeq names its product amphiregulin (gene Areg). The record is from RefSeq and is a predicted model, not a curated record. The transcript is spliced from 5 exons. Gene Ontology annotation, biological process: positive regulation of mitotic nuclear division; positive regulation of cell population proliferation; epidermal growth factor receptor signaling pathway. Lineage: Eukaryota; Metazoa; Chordata; Mammalia; Rodentia; Muridae.